Doryrhamphus excisus (bluestripe pipefish) is the source of this 3032-nucleotide messenger RNA. NCBI's taxonomy places the organism in Eukaryota, Metazoa, Chordata, Actinopteri, Syngnathiformes, Syngnathidae. The record is from RefSeq and is a predicted model, not a curated record.
GGUGACAUAAACAAACCCAGUUGCUAGGAAUGCCGCGCGGUAAAGCGACUGUGGAAGUAAAGGAGGUGAUUGGAACUUUGUGUAGAUUAUUGGCGGCCGUCGGACUCCGGCAUGUUCCAACACCGCAGACUUUUAGACUGGCGAAGUUCGGUGAAGUUAAUGCGGAGGACCAGUUCUGGCAGCUGCUAGCCAACAUUCUUCAAACAACCAAAACUGUCUCCUCAAGUACACAGAUUCAAAAUGCCUCCGAGUGCAGGACCCUGGUGAGUGCAGGCCUGUGGCAGAGCGGUUACUAUGCUAGCUGGAUGUACCGGAAGGAGGAAGGAGUUUCCAGCAGGGAACUUCUUCUGGCACUCGGCUGGCAGCUGGCUUCGGGAAUAAUGGAGACACUUUUAACACAGCGAGUACAACAACUGGACACGACGUUACUCGCACCCAUCGUCAUGGAACUUGAGCUUUCUUCGCAGCCUGGAGUCGAGUCCACUGACCUGCGACGACUUCAGUGGCUCAUCGGCAUCCUGAGACAUCAAGGCCAGAUGCUGCUGUCCAUGCAGGACGAGCAGACCUCGUUGCUACAUGCUGUUCAUUCUGCUAGCGAACUUCCUGGAUCGUCUUCUUCCUCGGGUCAACGCUGUACUGUGCUGAGUGAGAGUUGUGUCCGUGUGCAGGAGCUUUGUGAUCUUUUUGAGUUGUACUUAAACUGGAAGCAGGUGGAGACUGUUUUCUGGACUUGGAUGGACAGUGUGGUGAUUUGCCAUGUGACAGAUGCCGUCGCUGAGAGGCCCACACACACGCUCACGAAGAGAGCAGCUGCGUGCCACCCUGGAAAGUUGUGUGCAGACAAACUGGAGGGCAUACGCUCCAGACUGACUACAGUGCAGCUCUUGUCCCAGAAAGGACCGAAAGCAGCCAAAGGGGACGCUGAAGACAAAGGAGACAACGACCGUGACGAGGCGUCCUUCUUGUAUUCGUCCACCCCGCUGGCCCUCUCCCAGGCAUACCGAGCCAGAUUCCAAGCGCAAAGGCCAGUCAAGCAUCACAACCGUCCGGCGGAGGAGGAGGCGGAGGAAAUGUCAGCAUCUCAGGUUGCACGACUGUUUCAUCAAAUUGAGAGACAGCUGCUGAAGAGGCGGGACAGACAGAGACUGACCAAUAGGAUGCAGCUGCAGGAUAUGAUUGGAAAGCUGGAAGAACUGGUGCUGAUACCACCGUAAACAUCAUGUUGGGUAGGUCUAAUUCACUUUUUUAUGUUCAAACCGCACUGCAAUAUUGUUUUUUUUCCAUGUAGUGGUACAUAAUGAUGUAUGACUGUGAAAAUGAAAGUAGAAAUGGCUGUUUCGAUUUGUUUGGAGAACAAAUGUACUACUAAAAACACCCCAAAAAUGGUGUGUGCACUGUAUAGAACACCGUAAAUGACAUGGAAAUAAAAUAGUAUGGGUGCUAUUAACGCAACUCCUUUCCACUUUUAACCUGGAAUGGGACAAUGUUGAUACAGUAAACCUCGGAUAUAUCGGACUCGGAUAUAUCGGAAAUUCGCUCACAACGGACAGAUAAAAAAAGAACCGAUUUUUCUGUAAUGCAUUUCCAAUAAAAAUUCAUUGCAUAUAUCGGAUUUUUUUAUAACGGAUUUCGCCUAUUUCGGACAAAAUCUCCAGUCCCGUUCCAAUGCAUUUCCAUUAAAUUUCCCUCGCAUAUAUCGGAUAUAUCGCCGCAUCGUGGCACUCCGAUUCGCCGAAUCGUGACAGGCCGCUAUACGACGUCAUUUGCAGCGUUUGCAGCGUUGCCUGCGCGUCCAGGUACAUUGGAAACAUAGUCAAGGAAGUGCUUUUUUAUAACGCAUAAAAUCCCAUUUACGCAUAUACCGGAUAUAAAUCCCAUAUAUGCGUAAAACGGACAUUUUCCGGUAUACGCAUAUAACGGAUUUCGCUUAUAUCGGACAAAACCAGUGGGAACAAUUGAAUCCGAUAUAUCCGAGGUUUACUGUACCUUCAAGCAGCCACAUGUAGCAUUUUUAGCAUUUUACUAUUAUUAUUAUUAUUAGAUUCCAGAAAGCACAUACAGAACAGCCAUUGACCUCAAUGCAAGCAAUUUAAUUAUCAAAGGCACUUCAUUUUCAACAUAAUGAAUUCCGGUUUGUGGUUUAUGGAUCAGAAACGAAACCUUUGGUCCGUAGUGUCCCUUUAAACAAGUUAAUACUAUAUUUAAAAAAUGAAAAUAAUGGACAGUAUAAAGCAGAUCAAUCAUAUACGGUAAUAAUAAACAUGCCUUCCUCGCAUAGUGCAUCUUAAUUAAGUGCUCGACCCCACCAGUUCCAGGGAGGAGUGAUCGCGUAAUCGACUUUUCGCUUAACUAGAGCAGUGAUGGGCAAACUGCAGCCCGGGGGCCACAUCCGGCCCGCCCGUUCUUUCCAAAGUAUUUAAUUUCAACUCAACAUAGAACCUGGCAUCAUGGCUUGAGCCGAACUUUUGAUGGUUGAAGUAGCUGUUUUAUCAAUUUUUGUUAUUUGAUCCUGAAAAAAAGGGACACAAGCACAUAAUAAUAAUAAUAAUAAUAAAAAUAAAUGUAAUUUAUAUCGCACUUUAUAUCAAAUAAAUGAUUUCAAAGUGCACAUAUAGCAGAUUGCAUGACACUUUUACAGAUACAAUAAUUCCUGGUGGACUGUUAUGUGUAAAAUAUAUAGUGUGCCCCCCCGGUUCAAAAGUUUGCCCACCCCUGAACUAGAGUUUGCUAUAUUACUGACUUGAUGGAUUAUUUUCUCCUUCUAUAGUUUGCCGGAAACACCAUUGCAAGUUUAACAACAGUAAAAAAUAAUAAUACUAAAAAAUAGACAAACAUGAUUAGAGUCCCAGACUCCAUCUUUAGAAAUACAAAUGCAUCAAAAUUAGCUGUAAGAACAUUCAACUGAUUGUCAUGUUUUCAGUGUACACCUGAGCUGACUUUGUUCCAUCGGUUUACAUCUUCCGAUUGCAGCUACAAGCUAAUCAGACUUGGCUCUGCUUCCCGGGUUGGUAAAAUGCUCUGCGGGGGCGGUC